AUUCAUUCAGCUUCUUUCAAAUUUGCAUGUUACUUGUCAAACCAUACUUGUGCAGCUAAAAUGAACCACAAACCAUGUAUGUGUAUGUACUGUGUACGAAACUAAUUUGUGGUUAGAAUUAAAUGUCAAAUCUUUUCCAUUUAGUUUUUGUUUCUUUGCAAACAUUAAUAUAUCUCAUGUAUGUUUAUAUCAACAACUAGCAUGCUUCUCUUUAUCAUAAUAAAACGCAGUUGAAAAUAAAGAGAAUGGCUUCUCUUGCAACCCUUUAUGGCUUCCAUCAUGGUUCUCUUCUAAGAACUCAGUUCCUAGGCCAAGAUCAUAACCUCACACACUACCCUCUAAAGCACCCUUCAUAUCAUCACAACAAACCAAGUUUUGAACCUCAUGCCAAGUUCAACAUAGUUGAGAUCAUGGGAGGGAGAGGGAUAUGCAAUGGAGAAAAAGGUCUUCAACAAGAGCUUGAAAGGCAAGUGGUUGAAAGCCGGCAACAAGCGCAACCGCGGCUGCAACCGGAUAGUGGUGGCGAAGAGGAGGAGGAGGAGGAAGAGAACUUUGAGGUAUCAGAAGAUGCUUUUGAGAAGGAAAUGAUGGGGCUAACUGGUGGGUUUCCUGGUGGUGAGAAAGGGUUGCAGAAGUUCAUUGAAGAAAAUCCACCUUCCAAAUCCAAACAUGGAACUCUUCUUGCCUUGUCACGUUGAGUAGAAUCCAAAUUCAUCAAUGGAGUCAUAGGUUUUCAGUUCUCUUUCUGUAAAUCCUCUUUCUUUUGUUUGAGUUAUAUGGUAUUUGUACUAUGAUUUUUGACAAACUUGAAUGUUUGUGUUACUCUUUAAUAAUUCAUUCUUAGAAAAAAUGCAGAACUUAAUAUCAAUAUUAUCAAUA
Arachis ipaensis is the source of this 879-nucleotide messenger RNA. RefSeq names its product NAD(P)H-quinone oxidoreductase subunit S, chloroplastic. Lineage: Eukaryota; Viridiplantae; Streptophyta; Magnoliopsida; Fabales; Fabaceae. The record is from RefSeq and is a predicted model, not a curated record. Gene Ontology annotation, biological process: photosynthetic electron transport chain.